AUGGAUAUUUCAUUCAAUCCACUUCCACAUUUACACAGAACAUCUGAAAAAAAUGCGAAUAAGAAGAGUGAAGAUAAAGAUGAAUUUGAUUCCAGUGAUGAUCAGCAGCAUGCAAAAUUUUCCAAUAAUAAUAAUGACUGUUUGAGUGUUCCAGACAAAAAUCGAUCAGCAUGGAAAGAAUUUCAUAUGAUUAACACUUAUUUGACACAACUUGGUACCAACGAGUUUUAUGAACGUUUAGAAGAUUUGAAAAAUUUAUUUUUAUCUUAUUUAUAG
Messenger RNA from Didymodactylos carnosus, 276 nucleotides. The record is from the annotation of a GenBank genome assembly. NCBI's taxonomy places the organism in Eukaryota, Metazoa, Rotifera, Eurotatoria, Philodinida, Philodinidae.